GACUGGUGUGACUUUGUAAAAUUACUUUUGAUGUUAGGAUAAAUAUUCAGACCAACCAUUCGACAGCCCAUAGCUACAAAAAUGGCGGACGAUCUGGACAAAUCAUUAAAUGCUGAUACAGCUGGAGAUGACAACCAUCAACCAGAAAUUCCAGAAAAUGUCCAGAAAAUAAUCACAGCCGAGAAGGAGAUGGAGGGAUUGCCGGCCAAACGUCCCAAGGUGGACCUGCAGUCCCUGCCAACCCGGGCCUAUCUGGACCAGACUGUCGUGCCUAUCCUGCUACAGGGAAUGUCAGUACUGGCAAAAGAGCGGCCACCAAAUGCAAUCGAAUUCCUAGCCGCCUAUCUACUGAAGAAUAAAAGCUCAUUUGAAUAGCAUGACUAUGCAAACCCGUGAUAUUUCUAUUGACGUUCCAGCCUGUUGAUGUUGUGUGUAUAUAUGAAAUGUAUUGCACGCCUCAGUGUGGUCAUUACACUUGUAUAAAUGUUACAUUCAGGGAAUCACAACUAGACUAGAUGAGUGAAUGAAAUGUUACUGCUCAUUGUGGGAGGGGUAUGAAAUCGUCCCAUUUUCAAAUUUCUUUUUUUGUGAUCAUGUACAAAAUUAUUGUUGACACUAUAACACAUUGACUUUUUACGAGAAAAUAAUUUAUGGUCCAUGUUUAUUUAAAUGAACCUUCUAAUAUUGAAUCAAUUUCUUACUGAAGAAGAUAUAAAUUAAAUGAACUAAAUGUUGCGAUUGAUGUGUUGAUUUAUAAAAAUUAUUCGUUUUCCAUCUUGCUUAGAACCAAUAUAACUUUAUCUUACUUGAAAGAGGUUAUAUUAUGAGGAGUUAAAAUAAGUACCUCUCCAUUUUCAUAUAAAAAAAAAUGAAAUAUAGAUCUUGUAUGAUUUAUUUGUCAAUCAAUCUCACAUAAUCAUAAUGUUCUGUACACUAUUUUAAUAAAUUUUCUCAAGUUA
This is a messenger RNA of Dreissena polymorpha, 959 nucleotides long. RefSeq names its product protein dpy-30 homolog. The record is from RefSeq and is a predicted model, not a curated record. Gene Ontology annotation, cellular component: Set1C/COMPASS complex. The coding region runs from base 82 to 375 and encodes 97 amino acids. NCBI's taxonomy places the organism in Eukaryota, Metazoa, Mollusca, Bivalvia, Myida, Dreissenidae. The transcript is spliced from 4 exons.